UGUCAGUCAGACACCAUGACAGCUCUUUGGGGGCUCACACUUGUGGGCAUCCUAGCAAUACUUUCAGGAAAAGCUGACAGAACAUCAGCGCAAGAAUCAUGUAAAACCUAUGGGAGUGGGAUCACUCAGCCUCUUACAGGAGAAAAGUUCUACGUGCGGUCCGACUGUCCUUUCAACUUCAUUACCUUCACGCAUGACAAGGUGGACGUCAUAGUCACUCUGACUCGUGGAAAAAGUGGCCUCAUCAGCAGAGCUGUAAUCAAUGUGAACAAUGCCAAAAUCUCUCUGGAGAACGGUCACAUCAUUGUGGAGGACCAAAGCGUGUCUGUUCCUUACAACGACAUGUAUCGGCACAUCUUCCAGUAUGGCAUCUACACAAAGAUGAAGAGCAGGGUCCUGCCAGCAACUUUCUCCAUUUUAUGGCAAAGUUUUGGGAAUGAGAUCAGUUUAUUCUGGGUGGAGCUGGACACAUCUGAUAUCAAAGGCUUGACCGGCUUUUGUGAUGGUAACCCAGCAAAUGAUGUACAUCAAGCACAAGACUGUAAUGUCCCAAAAAUGUAUACACAGGACUCAUACCAGCCGCCGGUACCCUCUCCAGAGGUUGAUUGUAAUCCUUUGUCCUACAUGACAAGUUGUUUCAGUAAUUUGGAAUGGACAAUGAUACUUUGUAGGCACAAUGUCGACGGCUUUGACAAACGGCCAGAAAUUUACUGUCCAUUUUUUAAUGAAAUUGCCCACAACUGUUUGGAGUUUUAUUCUGAAAUCUCAGACUGGAGGAUUAAAACUAAUUGCCCUGAACCAACUUGCCCUGGAAACCUUAUAUUUCAAGAAUUUGGGCCCGCCUUCUCACCAAUUUGCUCAAGCUCACAGUCAGAUGUGGCAAAUUCAGAAAAUAUCACCACAUGUCUUUGUCCGCCAGGUACUGUUCUCAACGACCUGGAGCCUGGGAAUCUCUGUGUUGCUCCGCAAAACUGUCCCUGUGUCCACAACGGCCAAGUGCUUCCACAUGGUGCUGUUUUGGAUGAACGGUGUCAGACAUGUAAAUGUCAAGGCAGAGACUGGACCUGCGAGAAGAAGACGUGCCCCGCCAUCUGUACAAUCGAAGGACGAUAUGUGACCACUUUCGAUGGCAAAUACUACACCUUACCUGGGAUGUGUAAAUAUCAUGCUGAGGGGAGAUACUGGACUCUCUCAGUUUCCUUUUCUACCACAAGUUUUACUGUUAGCCAAGUUUUACUGAAAAUGUUUGAGACUACAUUUACCUUCUCCAUGGACGGUGUGCAAGCUGGUGAUAAAAACAUCAAAGAUGUCUAUCGCACCGAAAAUGUUACGGUAUUCUGGCAAAGUUCAGUGUUCGUUCAACUGCACGCUUCCACUGGGAUGAGUUUACAAGUUCGAGUUUCUCCAACAGUCCAGCUGUAUCUGACAUUACCAGCACAAGAGAAAGGCCAAACAAAAGGAAUUUGUGGAAACUAUAACGAUAUCACGACGGAUGAAUUCAUCUCCUUUACGUCAUAUCCUGAGAGCUCGUCGGAGGUGUUUGCGCAGUCCUGGGCUGAGCCAGGAUGCACACCUGAUCAUCAGAAAUGCACCAUCUCACAGACCCCAGCUGAAUGUCUGUACCUGAAAGAUCCAAAUGGAAAGUUUGCUGCGUGCCACAGCAUGGUAACAGUUGACAGUUUUGUUGAGGCCUGUGAGCAGAGACAGUGCGGCUGUUCCGGAAAUAAGGAAGAAUGCCUUUGUGUGGUGCUGGCCAACUACGCUCAGGCUUGUGCCAAACAGGGGGAAACAGUGGAGGACUGGAGGACAGUCACAAAUUGCACGACUAAGUGCAACCACAACCAAAAGUUUGAGUACAACAUGCAAGCUUGUAACCGUACCUGCCGCUCUCUGUCGGAGCCGGACCCCACCUGUGAGGGGGUCAGUGACCCGGUCGAGGGCUGUGGCUGUCCAGAGGGAACGUACCUCAGUGAAAACUCUAACUGUGUGCCCAGGAUAGAAUGCUCCUGUUACUAUGGGGGAAAGGUGUUUUCAGGCUCUGAGCCAGUGGAGGUCAAUGGACAAAAAUGCACAUGUGAACACGGAAAGCCUGUUUGCACGAAGAAACCAGAUUGCCCCGUACCAAAAACAUACGAGCACUGCUCUGAACUUCAAAGAACAUGUGAUGCCUUGACAAAACCUAUGACUGGGGACAAGCUCUGUCAGAGUGGCUGUUUUUGUCCAAAUGGCCAAUAUGAAGACCAUUAUGGCAAUUGUGUUCCACAUGAGAGCUGCAGUUGUGUGUCUGGUGAAAAAACAUACAAGUCUGGAGAUGUGGUAGAAGACAAUUGUAAAACAUGCACUUGCAAGGGUGGGAAAUGGACCUGUAGCUCCCAAGGAUGUCCCGGGAAGUGUCAGGUGUACGGGAAUGGACAUUAUAAGACCUUUGACUCCAAAUGGUACCACUUUGAUGGGCACUGUCAGUACACUUUGGUUGAGGAUGCCUGUGGCAGAUCCAGUGGGUCGUUCUCCAUCACGGCUGAGAGUGUUCCAUGCUGCGAUGCAGCUCUAACGUGUGCUCGCGUCAUUGUGAUCAAUCUUAAGGGUGAGGUUACACUGACACUUGAGGACAUGAAUGUGAAGGAGAACCUUCUUCAGCCACAGUCCUCUGAGAACGUGAUCCUGUACUCAGUCUACACUUUUGGCCUAUACAUUGAAAUAUCCAUUCCCAGUAUGGGCUUGACUGUCAUCUGGGACAAGAAUACCCGACUGACCAUCAUAGCUGAUGAAAUGUUGAAGCAAAAAGUGUGUGGACUGUGUGGGAAUUUUGAUGAUGAUGAGACAAACGACCUGCAAACACGGUCACUGGUUCAAGUGACCAACGCGCUGGAGUUUGGAAAUAGCUGGAAAACGACCACCCCACCCUGCUUAGAUGCUGUAAAUGAGACAUUUCCCUGUGAACGCUUCUCUUACUGUGCUGCGUGGGCAGAGCAUCGCUGCAAGGCCCUCAUAAUGGACACUUUCACAGAGUGUCACGGAAAGGUGGACCCUCAGUACUACUUGGAGGCUUGUGUGAAAGAGACGUGUUCCUGUCAGUUUGAGGGGAAGUUCCUGGGUUUCUGCACUGCUGUGGCAGCCUACGCAGAUGCAUGCAGUAGAAAGGGCACCUGUGUCAACUGGAGGACACCAGACCUGUGUCCGGUUUACUGCGACUACUACAAUGAAAACGAUGAGUGCAACUGGCAUUACCGAGCAUGUGGGCCCAGCCCAGAAUUACUGAUCUGUGGGAAGCCAUUUGAGAGCCUUGAAGGUUGCUACCCACAAUGUCCCCCGGAUAAGCCAUACUUUGAUGAGAACACAAGAAAAUGUGUGACGAGUUGUGAAACAUCUACUACAACAACUACCACAACAACAACAACAACGACUACAACCACAACAACACCUACUACAACGACAACAGAAACGACAACAGAAACGACUACAACACCUACUACUACCACAGAAACGACCACAACACCUACUACAACAACAGAAACGACCACAACACCUACUACCACAACAACAACAGAAACGACCACAACACCUACUACAACAACAGAAACGACAACACCUACUACCACAGAAACGAGCACAACACCUACUACAACAACAGAAACGACCACAUCUACUACAACAGAAUCAACGACCACACCUACUACCACAGAAACGACCACAACAACAUCUACGACAACAACAGAAACAACAACACCUACUACCACAGAAACGACCACAACACCUACUACAACAACAGAAACAACCACAACACCUACUACCACAGAAACGACCACAACAUCUACUACAACAGAAUCAACCACAAUACCUACUACCACAGAAACGACCACAACACCUACUACAACAACAGAAACAACCACAACACCUACCACCACAGAAACGACCACAACAACAUCUACUACAACAACAGAAACGACCACAACACCUACCACCACAGAAACGACUACAACAACAUCUACUACCACAGAAACGACCACACCUACUACAACAACAGAAACGACCACACCUACUACAACAACAGAAACGACACCUACUACCACAGAAACGACCACAACAUCUACUACAACAACAGAAACGACCACAUCUACUACAACAGAAUCAACCACAACACCUACUACAACAGAAACGACCACAACAACAGAAACGACCACACCUACUACCACAGAAACGACCACAACACCUACUACAACAACAGAAACGACCACAACAACAUCUACUACAACAGAAUCAACCACAACACCUACUACCACAGAAACUACCACAACAUCUACUACAACAACAGAAACGACAACACCUACUACCACAGAAACAACCACAACAACAUCUACUACAACAACAACAGAAACGACCACACCUACGACAACAAUAACAGAAACGACAACACCUACUACCACAGAAACGACCACACCUACUACCACAGAAACGACCACAACAUCUACUACAACAGAAUCAACCACAACACCUACUACCACAGAAACAACCACAACACCUACUACAACAGAAACGACCACAACAACAGAAACGACAACACCUACUACCACAGAAACGACCACAACACCUACUACAACAACAGAAACGACCACAACAACAUCUACUACAACAGAAUCAACCACAACACCUACUACCACAGAAACAACUACAACAACAGAAACAACCACAACACCUACCACCACAGAAACGACCACAACAACACCUACUACAACUACGACCACAACAACAACAGAAACAACCACAACCACACCGACUACAACAACGAAAACAACAACAACAACACCGACUACAACAAAAACAACCACUACACCUACUACAACAACGACCACAACAACACCUACUACGACAACAACCGUUUGUGUUUGUCCAGAAACAAGCAAGCCAAAAUGUCCUAGAGGACUCUUGAAACAAAUCUCUGAUGGGUGUUGCAACAGAUGGACAUGUGACUGUCGGUGUGAUGUUUAUGGAGACCCCCACUACAUCACCUUUCAGGGAACACCUUACGAUUUCUUUGAGAACUGCACUUAUAUCCUUGUGAAAGAGAAGAAGCCUCAGUACAACUUCCUUGUUGCUGUGGACAAUAGCUUCUACAGCCCAUUCUUUCUUGAGUCGUUUGUUAAAAGGGUCAUCGUGACAUAUAAUGAGAGCAAUAUUGUCUGUGACAUUUCAGCUAAUGACCCAAAAAUUGUGUGCACACUCAAUGAAGCCAGCAUAUUCCCCCCUACUGAGAAACAAGGAAUAAGAUUUCAGACAACUGGAGCUCAGGUUAUUAUGUACAUGGAUAAAAUCCGGUCAAGUGUCACAGUCACAAGCGAAAGAGGUGUUAUUGUGAAUGUGGCAAUGGAACACUUUGCUAAUAAUACUGAAGGACAAUGUGGUGUUUGUGCUGGAGGAUCCUGUGUGCGCAAAGGUGGUGCACUUGAGAAUGACAACUGUUGUCCACAGACAGCUUCCUCGUGGGUGUAUAAUGACCCUACUAAGCCUCACUGCCAACCAAGAGAAGCACCCUGUAUCCCACCAACAACUCCUAAACCUCAGUGUAAUGCAACCGGCAUCUGUGGCAUCCUCAAACAUAAAGUGUUCAGCUCCUGUAGAGAGAAGAUCAAUUCAACCAUCCUGGAUGACAUUGAGAAAAGUUGCAAGAUAGACAAGUGUUUAUCAAACAGCACAACCGAGAAAGGUCUCUGCUCAUCACUAAGUCAAGCGGCUGAAGUGUGCAGGGCAGCCAAUGUCUGUGUGGAGUGGAGAUACCUGACCAAUGGAAACUGCGAUAUAUCAUGUAGCAGUGGACUGAUCUACCAAGAGUGCAGGUCUAAGGCUGAUGACUAUUGCGAUUGCAAAAACCGUGUUAGUGGGAUGAGCUAUGACACCCCAUUGCCUGGGUGUUUCUGCCGUGAAAACAUGAUGCGGGCAGAAAAAUACAAAGAUAUGUGCGUCCCCCAGUGCACAACCUGCAAAGGUCCACUUGGAGAGCCCAAGCAGCCUGGUGAAACCUGGGAGUCCAAGUGCAACAUAUGCACCUGUAAUAACAUCACAAUGACAGAGGAGUGCACACCCAAACCCAAACCAGCACCUCCCACCUGCAAGGACAACGAGAUGCUGAUCACCUUCAACAGCACAGACUCCUGUCCCAUGGCAAUUUGCGUUGAGAAGACUUGUGAGUACAACGGGACAAAAUACAAGGUUGGGAGCCAGUGGAAAGGCAGCAGUCCUUGUGUGUCAUACAGCUGUCAGCCAGAUGGCAUUCGGAUUAGUGAGAGAGUUUGCCCGGCCCUGAAUUGUACAGAGGCGCUCAGGAAGUGGGACGACCAGAAGUGCUGUUACACCUGCUCAAACCUCAAUGAGACAUGCCCUAAGAACAUCUGCAACACAUGCUGCUUUUCAUAGCAAAUUGUGCCGUAAUGUAAACCUGCAGUGCUCUGAUCAUAUAAUGUCCCUCUGAUUCUGACACUUCUUUCCAUACAUACAUGUGCCAUUCCUGUGUGUGUCUGGCAACAUCAUACCUGUUAAAGUUACCUUUCACUUGGGAUUUUCCCAAAUGGCUUUAUGUUCUUCUGGUUUCCAUAUAUAACUGAGAAAAAUCAAUCAAGAUUGGAAUAACUGAAAUAGCAUAUUGUCACUGACGAGUUUUCUAAUUUCUCUUGUGGUGGUGGAACUCAUUGAAUCUUAUUGGUUUAAUGUGAAAUGAUUAAAUGAUCUUUGCA
Messenger RNA from Scleropages formosus (Asian bonytongue), 6725 nucleotides. Its product is annotated as mucin-2-like. Gene Ontology annotation, cellular component: extracellular matrix. Gene Ontology annotation, molecular function: protein binding. The transcript is spliced from 39 exons. The record is from RefSeq and is a predicted model, not a curated record. Bases 16 to 6408 code for a protein of 2130 amino acids. NCBI's taxonomy places the organism in Eukaryota, Metazoa, Chordata, Actinopteri, Osteoglossiformes, Osteoglossidae.